Messenger RNA from Equus quagga, 2477 nucleotides. Its product is annotated as purine nucleoside phosphorylase-like. The transcript is spliced from 6 exons. The record is from RefSeq and is a predicted model, not a curated record. Lineage: Eukaryota; Metazoa; Chordata; Mammalia; Perissodactyla; Equidae. Gene Ontology annotation, biological process: nucleoside metabolic process. Gene Ontology annotation, molecular function: purine-nucleoside phosphorylase activity. Gene Ontology annotation, cellular component: cytoplasm. Bases 115 to 984 code for a protein of 289 amino acids.
CGCCGAGGGGACAGCGCGCUAAGCGUGCGGCCCUGACAGGCGGCGGCAGCUCAGCUCAGCGGAGCAGAUCGCGGCAGCGAAGGGCGGGCUUGUCUAGAGAACGUUGGCGGUUCCAUGGAAACCCAAUUCACAUAUGAAGAUUAUCAGACCACCACACAGUGGCUUCUGUCCCACACCAAGCACCGCCCUCAAGUGGCAGUGAUCUGCGGUUCUGGGUUAGGAGGUCUGACUAAUCAGUUAACUCAGGCCCAGAGCUUUGACUACAGUGAGAUACCAAACUUUCCCCGAAGUACAGUGCCAGGCCAUGCUGGUCGACUGGUGUUUGGGUUCCUGAACGGCAAAGCCUGUGUGAUGAUGCAGGGCAGGUUCCACAUGUAUGAAGGCUACCCGCUCUGGAAGGUGACCUUCCCAGUGAGGGUUUUCCAUCUUCUAGGUGUGGACACCCUUGUGGUCACCAAUGCAGCUGGAGGGCUCAACUCCAGGUUUGAGGCUGGAGAUAUCAUGCUGAUCCGUGAUCACAUCAACCUGCCUGGUUUCUCUGGUCAGAACCCUCUCAUAGGUCCCAAUGAUGAAAGGUUUGGAGUUCGUUUCCCUGCCAUGUCUGAUGCCUAUGACCGGGAUAUGAGGCAGAAGGCUCACAUUGCCUGGAAACAAAUGGGGGAGAAGAGAGAGCUACAGGAAGGCACUUACGUGAUGGUGGCAGGCCCCAACUUUGAGACUGUGGCUGAGUGUCGUCUGCUGCAGAAGCUGGGGGCGGAUGCUGUUGGCUCGAGCACAGUUCCAGAAGUUAUAGUUGCAAGGCACUGUGGACUUCGAGUCUUUGGCUUCUCCCUCAUCACUAACAAGGUCGUUACGGAUUAUGAAAGCCUGGAGAAGACCACUCACGAGGAAGUCCUAGAGGCCGGGAGACAAGCGGCACAGAAACUGGAAAAGUUUGUCUCCAUCCUUAUGGCUGGCAUUCCACAGCCUGGCUGUGCCAAUUAACCGGGCCUGGAGUGGUCUGGCUUCUCCCUUAUGGGAUCUAGGUAGCUGCUACCUGCUUUGGCCCCUUGGUGGGUCAUGUGCCUCAGCCCUUAGGUAGUAGCAGACAAGAAAGGAAGAACCACAUCCUUCUCCUCCCCACUUUCCCAUCAGAACUUUCUGGUGCCAAUUCUUCUUUUGCUCCAUUGUUUUCUAAACAGUUCUUGUCCAAGAGUUGGAGCACAGGCCUACCAUGUAUCCAUGGAUAUCCCCAGGAUGUGACUUAGGCCAUUGAACUUGCUACAGUAGCUUCUCUAGUGUCUUGAGGUGAUGCUCUCACAUUCCUGAGAGCUCAGUUCUGAGUCCCCUAAAGCAGUAGAUAAUACACAAGGGCCAGCCUUAUGUCUCUUGGACUUUAAUGCUGUCAUCCUUUGAGAAUACAGAAAAAGAUAAAAUAAUUUCUUCACUUUUGUGCAAUUUGUUGUAAGGCUGUGUCACAGGCCAAGGGGAGUAUGAAAGGCCUUGAGACCACAUAUCUUUUGUGACUAUCUGCUUCUCAGAGAAGUAGCUAAGCACUGAGAUGAGGUUGUAUGUGAAUGCAGGAAAGAGGAAGGAAAGGCAAAGUGAUGACAGAUAAAUAUCUUAGAUGAGAUGAGGAUGGAAGGGCUAGCUUCUGGCAGAUGAAGGCCUCUUCGUCACAUGAGUCUGCUCUGUCCCUUGCCUUAUGAUCACCUCCUGUCUACUUUCUCAUCAAUAUCAGCCCCCAUUAACUAGUCUUGAAACUGAGGAUGAAAGACUUCAAAUUUCCCUGGAUUCAGAUGAAACCUGUACCCACAAGGUUAACAUGGGAAACAGAGUAACCAAAGUUUCUGAGCUUGCCUGGAAGAAUACCAGGAGGACCACUGAUAAGACAGUAGCUUCCUGACAGCCCUCCACCUGACUAAGCCUCAUGCAGGAGCAUUGAGAAGCUAUAAUGACCGAUUGUAAGCUUCACAUGUCAUAGACUAAAGAUCCACCACAGGCAACACGUGGAACCCUUUGGGAUUUGGACAGGUCUCCUGUGAAGACGUAUGAAGGACAGCUGCCCCUACGCAGAGGACUCUUAGUACUUCAGCCCCCCAAGGCCAUAUGUUCCCCUCAUCUUAUUCUCAAGAUACGCUUUGGAAAAACUGUUUAAACUGCAUGUUGGCAAGCUGAUCUGUAACUGGUAGAAAGAAUAGCUUGUUAGUAGAAAAUUUGUGUCCUCUGCUCAAACUGUUCCCUCUGUCCGAGAUAAGAAAGGCACUGAGGUUUUCUUAGGUUGCUCAGGAAUGUUGCACUCAGGAGAUCUGCUACGGUGAGGCACCCAACUUUCUGUGGUCAUCCAUCGCCUGACAUUUCUGAGCCCCCUCCCCAACUCCAUUUGCUUUAUAUAAGUCAUUUCCAAAUCAGCUCCCUUUUAACACGGGUGUUUUUUAGGAUGAUAGUCAGCUCUCUGCCAAUUUGCUAGUUUAUCGCUUAUUAAAGUUCUUUCUCUA